This is a messenger RNA of Caenorhabditis remanei, 762 nucleotides long. RefSeq lists its product as uncharacterized. Lineage: Eukaryota; Metazoa; Nematoda; Chromadorea; Rhabditida; Rhabditidae. The record is from RefSeq and is a predicted model, not a curated record. The transcript has 3 exons. Bases 1 to 762 code for a protein of 253 amino acids.
AUGUACGCAUCCAAAGCUAUCUUCGCUGUCGUUGCUUCAAUUGCUCUCGUAUCCGGAGCUCCAAAUGGAUUACUCGGAGGUCUUGGAUUGGGAGAUACAAUUAAAGGAGGAGAAGGUGGACUCGGAGGAAUCAUCGGAGGAGAAGGUGGUAUUGGAGGAAUACUCGGAGGAAUUACUGGUGGAGAGAAUGGAGGAAUCGGAGGAAUUGUGAAUGGUCUUCUCGGAGGAAAUCAAGAUGUUCUUGAUAAUCUUUUGAGUGUUCUCGGAGGAUCUCCAGGUGGAUUGGGACUGCCACUCACUGGAAAUCUCACGGAACUUCCCACAUUCUUGACCAAGUUCUUGGAAGAUCUCCCAACACCACUUCUUGAGAAAAUCACUGGAAUUCUCUCAGAUGAUACUCUGAACAUCAAUGAAAUCACAAGUCAACUCACUGAUUUGCUCUCUGGCCAAAACCAAGAUGUUCUUGCCACUCUCCUCUCUACAGUAACCAAUUUUGUCAGUGAACUUCUUUCGGGAGUCAGUGAAGUUGUUGCUAAUUUUGGAAGUGUCUUCGAUCAACUCACUCAAAUUCUCAACAACCAAGAUCAGACUCUUCUCCAACAGAAUGAAGCUAUUGAGAACUUGAGAAAACAAUUCCCAAUUGAACUCGAAGCCAUUUUCAUAAUUGCUUCCCGAGUUGCCGAUACACUCCAAGGAGGAAAUGGACCAGUUGUCCCAGAACUUCCAGUCCCACUCCCAGAAACUCCACAAGUUCCUGUCUAA